Messenger RNA from Myxocyprinus asiaticus (Chinese sucker), 8618 nucleotides. It is a transcript of the gene p2ry11, whose product is annotated as purinergic receptor P2Y11. Gene Ontology annotation, cellular component: plasma membrane. The coding region runs from base 330 to 1226 and encodes 298 amino acids. NCBI's taxonomy places the organism in Eukaryota, Metazoa, Chordata, Actinopteri, Cypriniformes, Catostomidae. The transcript has a single exon. The record is from RefSeq and is a predicted model, not a curated record. Gene Ontology annotation, molecular function: G protein-coupled ATP receptor activity; neurotransmitter receptor activity. Gene Ontology annotation, biological process: G protein-coupled receptor signaling pathway; calcium-mediated signaling; cellular response to ATP.
GACAAGAGUCUUCUCCUGUGAGUUAUCAUGGUUUUAUACAUAUCAAAUUAGAAUUAAUUUCUUUAGGAGUAAAACCUUUUGGAAAAAAUUACUGAGUGCACCUUUAAAAGGCUUGCAAUAGAGAGACAGCAAUGUGUUUAUGUGACUGACUGCUGAACUAUUUGAGAGAGUAAAAAAAAAAAAUUUUGCAAUUUAAUAGUGGCUUACUUGUAUUAUCUGCUUCUUUUUACAAAGUAACAGCCUUAGAGAAACAUCUAAAUGAUUGGUUUAAGAGUGACUUUUCAAACACUGUGUUUUUCUUUUUGAGGGACCAGACCACAUCGGGGACAAUGAACAACAGCUCAUUCUGCAAUUCUACAUUUCAAACCCAUCUCCUACCCCCCAUGUAUAGUAUUGAAAUGUGUGUGGCUUUGGCAGGGAACAUAUUUGCCCUGUGGCUCCUGGCAACACGAGAGAGGCAGAAUUGGCACACUGGAGUAGUGUUCUCCUGUAACCUGGCCAUCAGUGAUGUGCUUUACAUCCUAACGUUGCCUUUGCUAAUCAUUUACUAUGCCAAGACCAAGCACUGGGCCUUUGGAAGCACUGCAUGCAAAAUCGAACGCUUCCUCUUCAGCUGCAACCUCUAUGUCAGCAUUUUCUUCAUUAUGUGCAUCAGUGUCAACAGAUACCUCGCCAUCGUUCACCCCUUCUUCACCCGGAGCUAUGUACGGCCUAAACAUGCACAGAUCACAAGUGUGCUGACUUGGCUAUUUGUGAUAAUUGUUUCAUCACCAGUCCUUAAAUUUGCAGGAACUUCCCAAAAUAAAGACAUCAUUCAUUGUGUGUCAAACUAUGAUGAUCAACUUGAAUCAUCCCAUUUUAAGUUCAAGUUAUUUCUAAUGGUUGUGGGAUGUAUGAUUCCUUUGCUAGUUACCGUUGCAUCUUAUUUAGGUGUGAUUUGGACAGUUUUGAAAAAUAAAAAUAUAACCAUACUGGAGAAGAGGAAAGUAGCUCUGAUGGUUGCUCUGGUCUGCAUCCUUUAUGCCAUGUCAUUUGUGCCCUAUCAUGUUCUGCAGACAUACCAACUGUAUCUGAGGAGGAUAAACAUUAAGAAAUGCUGGGUUUAUAAUUCAUAUCAAGUGUCAAAAGGACUAGCCACGCUAAACAUGUGCAUACAUCCGCUUCUUUAUAUGGCUGUUUUUGAUAGCAUACGGACAGCUUUCUGUGGUAGGAGCUCAGAUGACUAAGCUUCAUAACACAUAUCUUGCCAAAAACAUAAAGCAGUGACAUCCUGUGUAUAAGCAUAGCGUUUGUGUUAAAGUUAGAACUUUGUUUUUGUCUAGAUGCAAUAUGUAGAUACUUCCCUACAUGUCAUUUUUGUGUUCACAAGUAGGCUAACCAUGGAAAUGUCUGACAAUUACAAUUGACUGACUAUUGAAAUUAACUUGAAACAAGCUUUAAGCUGGAAAUAUAGGCUACCAAUUAAAGGCAUUUCAGAAAAAAUGGGCUUAUUUUUUUCUUAACCUGUAUUCUGAAUUUCUGAACAUAACAGAUGUUAUGAUGAAAUAAAUGUGAACUUGGAGGGCAGGUGUUCUGUUCUGUAGGGAUAAGAUGAGCCUCCUUUGUAUCUAGCGAAUUGCACAGUUUCUAUUAUGUGACAUCAUUUUCGGAAAGUGUCCAUCAACAAUAUUUUAAUCCUGUGCUAUAUUAGAUUUUUUAAAACAAAUUUAUUUAAUGUACAACUGAUAUAUUUUUUUAUUAUACUAAUUUUCUACUCUACUAAGAAAAUCUUGAUUUGCAUAAGGUGCACCCUUGCAUCUCUAGAUGCAGACUUGACGUUUCUUAGAAUCCUAGCCCACACUCCCUCCUCCAAAAACAUUUAAAUAUUUCUCCCAUAAUCUCUUGAUAGAAGUUAAAGCUCCGUCCCCCAGACUCUGAAUUAGCAGGGAGUAAUACACUGAUGCCUCAUGACCUUUUCCAAAAGCAGUAAUCACCAUUCCCAGAUCAUCUGGUGCUUUAAGGGGGUGUAUGCUACUCCCAAAUAUAGCACAGAGCAGGUAGCACAGUUGUAAAUACCUAAAAACUGAGAUCUGGGAAUCCCAAAAUGUUGAACCAAAUUUUCAAAAGAUCUCAACUCUCCACUCUCAUAUAGGUCACCGAGCGUAUUGACCUCCCUUACAAUCCACUCUGUCCAACAGAAAGGAGACUUAUUAAUACAUAAUUUUAGGUUCUGCCAUAUGCUCGAAGCAACAUUUAAAUAAAUGUUAAGCACUCAUAAAUGAAUUAAACACUCUGGACACGUUUGUCCAUAUCGAGUGUAAAUAUGAGAUAAUGGGGUGUAACUUAACUUCUCUGAUUAGUUUGAUAGAAAUGCUUUGCAAUGCAAAAUAGGGGCAAGAACUUCCUUUACAAUACAAAACCAGGGAGAGGCUCUCUCAGGUGGAAGCGACCAAUGAGCCAAAUGUCUGAGACUGAAUGCAUAAUAAUAAAACAAAAUCUUGGGUAGGCCUAGCCCACCUUUGUCAAUCAGCCUGUGUAACUUAAUGAAAUGUAAUCUGGGACACUUACCUUACUUAAAUGAAAGACUUUGCUAUGCUAUCAAAUUGCUUGAAAUAACAGAGGAGGACAUCUAUAGGGAGAGACUGUAGCAGGUAGUUAAAUUUUAGAAUACAGUUCAUUUUAAUAACAUUAACCUUCCCAAUCAUAGAUAAAUGUAAUGAAGCCCACCUGCCCACAUCGCUCGAAAACCUUUUUAUUAAAGGGUCAAAUUUGCUGGGAAUAAAAUGCCCAAAUACUUAAUGCCCUGUCUGGGCCACUGGAAGGUGCCCGGCUGAAAAGCCGUUAAUGGGCAGUAUGCUGUCAGAGCCAAAGCUUCGGAUUUAGACCAAUUGACUUUGUAUCCUGAGAAAUUAGAAAAGGAGUUAAUAAUUCCGUGGAGGCAAGGCAUAGAUCUAGAAGGGUCGGAGACAAAUAAUAAAAUAUCAUCUGCAUAAAGCAAAAGCUUAUGCGCCACACCUCCUGCCAUCACCCCUGGAAAAUCAUCCUUCUUUCUUAUUGUGGGUGCUAAUGGUUCCAGGGCAAGACAGAACAAUUAUGGGGAAAGAGGGCAACCCUUCCGGGUGCCCCUAUUCAGAGAAAAAUAAUCUGAAAUGAAUCAAUUUGUUUGUACCGCCUCUAACGGGUGUCUAUAAUGUAACAGUCCACCCAAUAAAUGUACUCCCAAACCCAUACAUUUCCAAAAUCUUAAAAAGAUAAUCCCAUUCUACCAUAUCAAACGCCUUAUUGGCAUCAAGUGAGAUGGCAACGACCGGAGACUGAUCAUUCACUACUGAUCACAUGAUAUUGAUGAAACGCCUAAUGUUAUCAGAAGAGCUGCGGCCCCAAAUAAACCCCACCUGACCUAUAUGUAUAAGAGAUGUCAUAACUUAAUCGAUUAAAAUUUUUGACAAUAUUUUAACGUCUAGCUUGAUCAGGGAAAUUGGACGGUAACUCUUACACUCGCUUGGAUCUUUGUCCUUUUUAAGAAUCAGACUGAUCCCGGCUUGUGUCAUGGUUGCCGGAAGCUUUCCAUUCUUUAAUGAUUCCGUAUAAACAUCUAGCAAAAUUGGAGCCAGUUCAGUAGCAUAAGAUCUAAAAAACUCAGCGGCAAAGCCAUCUUGCCUGUAGGUAAGGCCUUAAUUACCUCAUCAAGCUCCUCCAAGGUUAUCUCAGAAUCAGGAGAAUUUUUUUGCUCAGUCAUCAGUUUAGGGAGUUCUAAAGGUUCCACAAAAUUUCUAAUAUCUUCAAGAUAGAAUUCUUUAAAAGCAUUAUUAAUAUCAAUGGCCGAGGUAAAAAUUUCACCACCUGCAGAUUUCACUGAGGGAAUGGUAGAAAAAGACUCUCUCUGGUUUAUAUAUCUAGCCAGAAGCUUCCCUGCUUUGUCCCCCGACUUGCCCUGAAUAGCUAAAACUCCACCUUCUGCGACAAAAUAUUAUUAUAUCUGUAUUUUAAUAUUCCUUUCUAACUCAACGAGUUCUCGUGCUUUGUAUUUUUUGGCGAAUGAGGCAUACUGUAUGAUCUGACCCCUAAAAAACACUUUAAGUGCCUCCCAAGCCACGCCCACAGAGGAUACUGAGGACCAGUUGGUCUCCAUAUAAACAUUGAUUUCAGCCUUUAACAUUUGUUGGAAAUCAGUAUUUUGCAAAAGGGAUACAUUAAAGCGCCAGCUGUAUGAUUUCUUUUUCUCCAUAUGUGGCAACACCUCUAAACACACAGGGCGUGAUCUGAGACUAAAAUGUUUCCAAUUGAGCAAUCAGCAACAGAUGAAAUGAGGGACUUGGAUAUAAAAAGAAAAUCUAUUCUAGAAUAAAUCUUAUGAACUGAUGAAAAGAAUGUGUACUCCCUACCCGAUGGGUUCAAAAGUCUCAAAAUAUCUGUAAGACCAAGAUUUUUACACAUCAUGUGAAGCGUCAGUGUUGCUCUGAGGGGCUUACACACUUUUGCUUCAUUAUGAUCAAGGACUGAGUCCAUCAAAAGAUUAAAGUCUCCUCCCAAUAUUAUAUCAUGAGGGGUGCCAGCGGCUUGCAACAUCCCUUCAAGAUCUAUAAAAAAGCCCUGAUCAUCAGCGUUAGGUGCAUAAAUAUUAGCCAAAAUCAACCUUUGCCCCUGAAUUUCUGCUAAAACGAUGCAGUGAGAUCCAGCAGAUGGAAAUGACUUCAAUAAAUCAGAUGAUUUGUAGAAGGAAUAACAACUUUAAUUUGUAAAGAUUAAUAAAUAAAUAAAAAUAUUGAAAAUUAAUGUGAUAAUACAGAAAAUAAAUGUUUGAUUAUAAAUGUUAAGUAGAUAUAUCUUAAGGAUAUAUCCAAGGACUAAGUCCUGGAAUAAACCUACUAACACAAAGUCUUGUCUUUGUCUAAUGAACUAAGUAAAUGGAAAAAAGUUAAAGUACAGAGAGUCAAGAUGAGGCCUUAAAGUUGGAGAACAGAUGCAAAGAGCUAAAGAGCUGAGGUGUUAGUCUGACACCCAGAUAUUCAUUAAGGUCUUUAUACCCUUUUGGGACUGUGCCAGCAGGCAUUUCCUUUCUAGGUGCAGAAAGUUCUGCACAAUGAUGUAAUGACCCUAAGUACCAGGUCAGGUGGUUAUGACUUAUAUAUAAGUGUGAAACUUGUGUGAAACUUGUGGUUUGAGUGGAAAGAUCGACCAUAGCUCCACUCAUACAUUUGUCUAUGCAAACAACUCGUAAAUGUACUUAUCUCAGGUAAAUCUGAGGACAGGUGUCCAGAAACAUAUCCUGAUAUGUACUAGGUAUAUGUCUGUUCUAUGUCUGCACGUUUCUUGGAACAAUAGCAGACAUAAACUAUGCUCUCUCUUUCCAGCUCUGAAACCUCAUCAGGUCAAAAGGGUAAUCAACAUGUCAAAAGGGUAACAAACUCAUAUACUAGAAGACCAAAUGUAUACAUUUGGUCUCACGCAUGCAUUUAGUUCUCACAGGAACACUGGAUACAUAAUGCAUCAUGCAUGGAUAUAAUGAUAAUAAUACAGUGAUGUUUAUAAAUGAAUAUAUGUGUGAAUACAUAAGUGUGAAUAUAUGAAUAUGAUUGCAUAGCUUCUGAUUAUAGGUGAUUUCAAGCAUAAUAUCAAUAAGCAAAAAGUAUAAAAUAUAGGAAAGACUCUAGCCACUUGCAUCAAAUAAUGACUCUUCCUAAUUUAUCUUUAAUCUGUUUGAGACAUUUGAAUUGUAGAUGUUUAUUUAUCAGUGUAAUGACUCCUCUGCUCUUACUUGAGCCAGCACUAAAGAAAACAUGUCCACCCCAUAUCUUCCCAAAUUUUUCAGCUUCCUGUGGGGAAAGAUGCAUUUCUUGAAGAAACACUAUAUCAUAUUUCUUACGUUUAAAAAAAGUGCCCCAACCCAUUCACAUUCCACGUGGAGAGAGACAAUCCACUCAUAUUAACAUUUUACAUUUUGAUAUAUUAGAAAAAAUAGAUUGUGUGUCAAAAAUAAAAUUCUAAAGACCACAUUCUCCAUUAGUGCAACAAACAACCCCUGAACUUCCCCCGGAAUAAAAAAAAGAAAAAAAGAAAGAUGUGCGCUUUAACCCCAUGCACGAUAGCGCCAACCGGCGUCCAUCCCCUCUAAAUUAAAUAGUCCAUGUACGCCUACGAGAGUCCCCGCGACAACUUUGCCAUUGAAAUGCUCAAGAGCAGUGCUUCAAUACAAAUUUUGUGAGACAGAAUUACACAGCAAAAAAUAGUCUACAAAACAAACUCUAGCCAAUAAACGGAAUAAACACAAAAAACGUGUAGAUUCAUCCUAGCGGAACGAGCACACACACACAAAAAAGAAGAGCUCGUCUAGGAAUUUUACCAUAUCUCAGCCUACUUCGUUCUCAGGAAUUCCAACAAAUCAGACAUUGUUUCACCGAUUAAGAUUUUCAAGGUCUUCCAACUUUUCCCAAACGCAUUCCAAAUCUGUCUUGGUUGCUAGCGGGUUAGCAGCUAAUUCCCUCUCCGAUGACUCCAGAUAAUCUAUCUGUUUCUCGACGUUCCCCAGUCUUGUAACCAACUCGGUGAAUUUCGACUCCAUGGCCGUAAUUGAUCGACAUAUUACAGCAAGAUCCUCCAAGUCCGCUACGACCUUCGUCAGCAUCACCGACAUGCUGGACAGUUGACGCUGAAUUUCACCCACCGCACCAUCCAAACUGAGUCCCUGGUCUGCGGCCCUGUCUGGGGUAUCAGCUUGAGCACGUAAGUGUCUUUUAAUAUCUCCAGAGCCUGAGGAUUUUGAAUUCUUUAACAUAUUGCCUUCAUAGAACAGUUAAGAAUCAGGGUGUAUCGAAUCUCACCGGUUUAUGACACAAAUAGUAAUAAAACUAGCAAAGUGCGCAGAGCUCGCCGUUCACACGUCCGACCCUCACAUGGCACCACCGGAACCAACCGCUUUGCAGAUCCUUGGCAUUCUGGCUGUCAGUUUGUCCAGAUACUCAGGUGACAUUUCACCCCACGCUUCCUGUAGCACUUGCCAUAGAUGUGGAUGUCUUGUCGAGAACUUCUCAUGCACCUUACAGUCUAGCUGAUCCCACAAAAGCUCAAUGGGGUUAAGAUCCAUAACACUCUUUUCCAAUUAUCUGUUGUCCAAUGUCUGUGUUUCUUUGCCCACUCUAACCUUUUCUUUUUGUUUUUCUGUUUCAAAAGUGGCUUUUCCUUUGCAAUUCUUCCCAUAAGGCCUGUACUCCUGAGUCUUCUCUUUACUGUUGUACAUGAAACUGGUGUUGAGCGGGUAGAAUUCAAUGAAGCUGUCAGCUGAGGACAUGUGAGGCAUCUAUUUCUCAAACUAGAGACUCUGAUGUACUUAUCCUCUUGUUUAGUUGUACAUCUGGCCUUCCACAUCUCUUUCUGUCCUUGUUAGAGCCAGUUGUCCUUUGUCUUUGAAGACUGUACUGUACACCUUUGUAUGAAAUCUUCAGUUUUUUGGCAAUUUUAAGCAUUGUAUAACCUUCAUUCCUCAAAACAAUGAUUGACUGAUGAGUUUCUAGAGAAAGCUGUUUCUUUUUUGCCAUUUUUGAUCUAAUAUUGACCUUAAGACAUGCCAGUCUAUUGCAUACUGUGGUAACUCAAAAACAAACACAAAGACAAUGUUUAGCUUCAUUUAACAAACCAAUCAGCUUUCAUCAGUGUUUGAUAUAAUGGCAAGUGAUUUUCUAGUAUCAAAUUAUCAAUUUAUCAUGAUUACUCAAGGAUAAGGUGUUGGAGUGAUGGCUGCUGGAAAUGGGGCUUGUCUAGAUUUGAUCAGAAAUUACUUUUUUCAAAUAGUGAUGGUGCUGUUUUUUACAUCAGUAAUGUCCUAACUAUACUUUGUGAUCAGUUGAAUGACACUUUGGUGAAUUAAAGUAACAAUUUCCUUCCAAAACAGCAAAAUCUGUACAUUAUUCCAAACUUUUGGUCAUCAGUGUAUGUAAAUGGACAGGGUUGGGGAGUAAUGAAAUACAUGUAAUGGGAUUACGUAUUUAAAUACAAAAUAUAAGUAACUGUAUUCCACUACAGUUUCAAUUUAAAUCAUUGGUAAUUAGAAUACAGUUACAUUCAAAAAGCAUUUUGAUUACUGAAGAGAUUACUUUGCAUUUUAUUGUCAUUUGUUUCAUUUAAUAUUUAGUCCUUUCAGAUGGAAAACAUUUAUACAUAUAAAUGAUGUGAUCCAAAGAGCAUUUGAACAGCGGUGAAACACUUUCUUAUGAUGUGUUACAUUCAUACGAGCAGACAGAGAAGUAAGUCUGAAGUAAGUUUGGAGCAGAAGACUUUACGCUAAGCUAAAAUGCUAUUUCUAGCCAUUUUACAUGCACGUUACCAGGCACAAUCAUAUUUUUUUUUAUCAAGAAAAUUCACGUUGGAUCAUAAUUUCUUUUUUUCUAGUAAGACCUUUGAUAUUAGGGCAAAAAUCAUAUUCUUGAUAAUAAUUUUUGUAUUUUUCCUGUAAAAAAAUAUCUAAAAAUCCAAUUUGAUUUAUCUUGUUUUAGAAACAACACUGCAUAAGAUAUUUAGGUUUUUCAGAGAAUGUAUUUUUAACGUGUAUUUUGUCUUACUGUACUGGCAGAGUUUUUAUAGUUAAAACAAGUGAAAAAAUCUACCAGUGCUGAAGAAGUAAUCCAAAGUAUUUAGAAUACGUU